AGUGAUGAAGAGUCCAAGUCUUCCUCUUCCUCCUUCUCCACCUCUUUUGUUUGAGGAAGGUGUAAAUGAAAAUCUCAGUUUUACAAGUCCAAUUUCCCCUUGGACUUUGGUGGACUUUAGGUGUGAGUGUGCCCACUCACACCUAAAUAUGGCAGUUUUAACAGCAGAGACAACUCCUUGACAGGAAUUAAUGAAUUUGCAUCAUCAUUUGGGACCUCAGAUAUUGACAGUGUACUCAUAGACUGCUUCACAGGAGGGUAUGAUGGCUAUUUAGCAAUCCCAGCUAGCUUGCCCAGACAGGCAAUCAGUGUCAGUUUUCCCAGGAUGCCAGAAGGUUUUUACUGUCAAGAAAAUGGAAUCCUGGACCAAGGGGAGAAUUCUGUAAAUCCAGGGCCAGAUGGAGAUGCACUAAGGGUGGGUUCACUGGCUGCAAUAAAGCCACGAUCAGUAGGGAUUCUGAAAAGGCCUCAGACCUUGGCCAUUCCAGAUGUUGUCACAGGAUAUUGUCCAGAAAGUAGCAGGAGAAGAAAUGUAACCUUCAGCCAACAGGUUGCUAAUAUUUUGCUGAAUGGUGUGAAGUAUGAGAGUGAGUUGAAUGGAUCAGGUGAGAUGUCUGAGCAAUCACUUUCCAUGAAACUUCUUUGUUCAACCAUCUGCCACAUGCCCAAGACUCUGUGUAAUCUCUGCAUCAACCACUUCUUAGGUUGGCUCUCGUUUGAGGGAAUGUUGCUGUUCUACACAGACUUCAUGGGAGAAGUGGUGUUUCAAGGCAAUCCUAAAGCCCCUCACAACUCUGAUGAAUAUCAAAAGUACAAUGCUGGGGUCACCAUGGGCUGUUGGGGAAUGUGUAUCUAUGCAUUCAGUGCUGCAUUCUAUUCAGCCGCACUAGAAAAGCUAGAAGAAUACUUCAGUAUUCGCACCCUGUAUUUCAUAGCAUACCUUGCUUUUGGACUUGGUACAGGCCUGGCCACACUCUCCAGAAAUAUCUAUGUGGUUUUAUCUCUAUGCAUAACUUACAGUAUUCUGUUUUCAACACUCUGCACACUCCCUUAUUCUCUGUUGUGUGACUACUAUCAGAGUAAAAAGUUCGCAGGAUCGACUCUGGAUGGUACCAAGAGGGGGAUGGGCGUGGAUAUCUCUCUUCUGAGCUGCCAGUAUUUCCUAGCUCAGCUGCUUGUUGCGGUAGUGAUGGGACCCAUCACUGCGGUGGUGGGCAGCGCUAACGGGGUGAUGUAUUUUGCCAGCCUCGUGUCUUUCAUGGGCUGUUUGUUUUCCUCCCUGUGUGUCACGUAUGAGAUUCCCGCCGCCGAGGCGCCGGCCGAGGAGCAGCAGCCGUUGGUGCUGAGCGCGUGAGGGCAGGAUCCGCCGGUGGAGGGGCCGGGUGAGACUCACUGCUCGUUACAAUAAAAGCAACUCAGACAAGCGGCGCUUGUGCCUCCUGAUUGCUCUGGGCGGCAGGUGCCGCGUGACCCGUGGGAGGCUGCCCCGGUCCCCGGGGCGCUGCCCUUAGCUGCGGGGCACGGCUGUCCGAAGAAUUAGUGCCUCCUAUUGGGCCACCGCCCGGAUUACUCGCUGGUAGCCAAUGGACUGCGAGAGCGUUGUGACGUCACCUCUGAUUGGCUCUGAGAUUGCGUGCUCUCCUUCAAAGGGGGCGGGGUGCUGGACUUGACUAACUGUAGUGCUCUGUCUAUCGCCCCCCCCAUUGUUCUAUUCGGUAGCGGCUGCCCCCAGAGGCUUCUCUCGCAGCGCUCCGCAGGCGCUGGUGUUGAGUGAGUCUGCGGGAGCCUGGAGAGCAGGGCAGAGCUGCCUGCCACGGGAGUGGGGCACCCUGGGCUGUGGGCGGGUCUUAAGAAUUCAUGCAAAGUCAUGAACAAAGGCUCGUUGGUGCGCCAGGUAUAUGGAGGAUCGCAACAGAAAACCUGGUGUCUUUUAAAAUAACCAAAUAAUUUGCAUUGAAAAACAUGUUGAGUUACCUAGAACUUUUUCAACUGGUUUGUGAUGUGCUCCAACCAAUCCAGUGUUUGAUUCUCUUAGUGUUCAAACCAACAAGCUUUUCAUUAGGGCUGCUCGGGAGUGGGCCUAGCAGCCCACUUGCUGUAAAUACUUGCUGUCCCAUGCUCAUUUGUUCUGUGCAGCCACUAUACAACAGUAGGAUUUGUGGCACAGCCACCAAAGGCAAGCCAGAAAGCUACAUGUCCUCCGUGAUCAUUUUUUAUGAGCAGGUGUGCUGAAGGAAAGAGCACAUACCUGUCGUAUUAGAUUUCAGAUGUGCAUAGAAGUCUAGCCAAAUAUUCCAAAGGCUUCAGGGAAAAGUAACCUGCUCUUACAUAGCAACAAUAGAUUAUUCUUUAUGAUGGAAUCAAAGUCUGUACUCUGCCAUGACAUAGCUGUAAGACCAUCUCAAUGUAUUUACAUUAUUUAAGCCAAUUUUGCUCUACCACCAUUAAGGGUCUUCAGUAAAGAUACUGUGAUACUCCCCUCCCUGGGGUAAAGACCUUGCCCUGGCUCCAGGCCUCCCUCCCUGCCCUCAGGAGAAGGUAGUUUAUCAAGGCCAUAUGUCCAUAACUCUAGCUUUAAAACUCUAGAGCCCGUGGAAGGUGGAGCCCUGACUUAGUUGACAGAGAUGAGAAUCGGAGAGUUGUAGUUUGAAAACCCCAAGGGAAUCACGGGAGCUUAGUUGCAAGACCUGCCUCACCUCUUCCAUCACCUCCCGCCCCAAAUCAGAAGAGAUGUAGAUUCUUUCCCUCUCAUGAGCCUCCGCACACCUCCCCCAUCCCCAUUGGCCAAGGGGAUCCUGGGAAUUGAAGUUUCAAAGCAUAUUUUCCCCACUCCCCAAACCAAAACACUUCCCAGGGGAUCAGGAGCUAUGGUCUGGGAUUUAGGUAACGUUCAACCUCUUAGAACCACAGGUGAGAUCACCUGUGUAAUUUAUUUCCGGUCACUGUUCCCCAUGGAAUGCUGUUAGCAUACUGGGGCAAGUAGCUUCCAGUCACUGUUUCUGGUCAGACACUAUUACAGUGAUUACCAGGACAAAUAACUUCCUGUUAGUGGUUCUAGUUCAGGGGUCAGCGGCAACCUUUCAGAAGUGAUGUGGCAAGUCUUCAUUUAUUCACUCUAAUUUAAGGUUUCACAUGCCAGUAAUACAUUUUAACAUUUUUAGAAGGUCUCUUUCUAUAAGUC
Mauremys mutica (yellowpond turtle) is the source of this 3180-nucleotide messenger RNA. Its product is annotated as proton-associated sugar transporter A-like. Lineage: Eukaryota; Metazoa; Chordata; Testudines; Geoemydidae. The record is from RefSeq and is a predicted model, not a curated record. Gene Ontology annotation, molecular function: sucrose:proton symporter activity. The coding region runs from base 325 to 1353 and encodes 342 amino acids. The transcript has 5 exons. Gene Ontology annotation, cellular component: membrane.